Aspergillus melleus is the source of this 1623-nucleotide messenger RNA. RefSeq lists its product as uncharacterized. Bases 1 to 1623 code for a protein of 540 amino acids. The record is from RefSeq and is a predicted model, not a curated record. Lineage: Eukaryota; Fungi; Ascomycota; Eurotiomycetes; Eurotiales; Aspergillaceae. The transcript is spliced from 3 exons.
AUGGUUGGCGUACCUGUUGGUCUUCGGGGCCGCAUAGGGAAUCUUCUUUCUAUAGACGCUGUCCCGGCUUCGGAAAGUCAGAGGGAAAAAUGCUGGUUCACCAUUGAUCCGGGUUACUACCUCAACUGGGGGAGCGGUAAUCUUUCCUUGGAGGAGAAGCUGCAUAUGUUCCUGGAAUCCGAGGGUGAAAACCCACAGGAGUUCCCAUAUGCAUACCUCAUUAGCGUCCCUCGAUUCCUGUGCUUUCAGAAAAGCGCAAUCUGCUACUGGUAUCUCUACAACUCGGAACGGGAGCUCACUGCAAUGAUCAUGGAGAUCAAUAACUCUUUCUUCGAAAAACGGAACUUUUUUUACCGCGUGACAGGUGAUGAUCUCACUGUCGACGACCCGGUGAACGCGCCCAAGGAAGCAAGAGCCUUGAUAAAGAACCAGGAACAGCAUGUUCCUAUUCGGUUCCUUUCUCCUGCACCCAAAAGCAAGCACUACAAAGGGUCCUGGGAGAAACUUAUAUUCGGCUCCCCCUUUGAGAAGGUAGGAGGGGAUUUGACUGCGAAAUACAUAGACCCUCUUGCAGGCCCUGCUCUGCAAUCCAACCUGAGUUCAAAUACUCCUGAAGGUCAAGUCAAGGUUACAAGUCGGCUUUCUUCCUGGGGUGACCCGGUCGAUCCGAUAUCUGCUAGCGGACGUGAAAUCGCCGGCUUUAUUGCUCGGUGGACUCACGUCGGGGCACUAUCUGCUCCUCGCAUUAUCAAAGAGGCCCUUAAGAUCCGCUUCCGGGGAAAGCUGAAAUAUCUUCAUAGACCCGAAGUCCGAUCUGGCGGUAAUCCGCGUAAACCAACCAAGGUCGAACGUACAUUGGAGCAAUUCUUCCGGGAGUACCUAUCACAACUCGCAACUAACUGCACAUUUCCUUUGUCAAUCAAAUAUAUGCCUCCAACCUCUCUUCACUUUGAACCGAUCGUUUUCAAUGCAGCAGUAUCGGAAACCUCCGAUCCUCCCCAAACCCUGACUAUCCAGCCGUUAUCUUUCCGCUUUUACACCUCGUUCUUUGAACAGCCAGACCCCAAAACUGCCUUCAGUGUGGAGUCCACAGCAUCUCCGACAGAUUCGGACCAAGAAUCGCGCCGUCUAUCGGUCUCCGACAAUUCCCUCUUGGAUAAAGUCCUUGCCACCGCCGGACAGACCGUAAAUGCGGAGAUUACUAAGAUCGAGCCUCUCCAAUCAUCCCAAGGUUUAGAGAGAGCUGUACUGCAAAAUACGAUCUCUUUCCUGCGCCGUUCAUCGCCUCGCACGUUCAUGGACGGUUUUAUGGAGCAUAACUUCCCUGCGGACAAACAGCGAGAGUACAGAGUUAGCUUGCUCCACUAUCUCUUAUCGCGUCGCCUGCCAAUCGAGUCCCAGGCAGUUGUUGCGCAACUAUUUAUUGCGGCGAGAGUGGCACUGGUGAGCGUUCUCUUGCAUGCAACAUACCAGACUUGGGCAAGGGAGCCGGUGAUUCAGUGUUUGCGGAAUAUUCUCGUUACUCCUACCACUGGAACUUUGGCUUACGCUGGGUGGGACGUGGUACAUAAUUAUAUUGGAGAGUAUUAUCUGAAUCCGUUUGCGUGGGGAGAGGGUCUGUGA